AUGGGGUAUACCUGCAGAGUCCUGUGCAGUGCCACACAGUCAUCUUUUGUCACGUGUGCACAGCAUUCACGUGGAAAGCGCCCAAACCAGCUAACCCACCAUGCAGCGAUGGAAAUCAACUUGCUUGGUUCCUUCUUUUGUUCUGUGACAGCUUUUCAGGGCAUUCUUACCUUCGUCCGCAGUUACGCCAGCCACACAUGCUGGCUUGCACCUACAAACUUGGCAGCACUAAAAGAGCCUGUGGUGCUGGCUCCGCAGGCAUCUUCAGACAUACCUCGUGCCGUACAAGAAGUAUUGAACUGCUGCAUCGGUGGGUUUUCUGCCGUGUUUGAGGCACUUCUGUCUCCGGGCGCCGGAGACGACGGGCUGCGCUUCUUGUGCUUCCUCCUGUUUUCUCCCUCAGCGUGGUCAACGUGGUCUCAGACGCCUCUGGGCGUAUGCAGGACCAGUGUAACCAACAGCAGACUGUGUUCCAGGAAACAGUGGACCUCGAGAACCAGCGAUGGUGACUGGCCAUUUCUCCCCUGUAGGGGCGCUGGCAACGCUACCCCCAGAGCAAGGGGACAACGAUGCGGAUCCUCGAAGGAGCUCCUUCUGGCGAGUGCAGCUUGUUCCUGCGCUGCUGUUGCAGUGCUUGUGGCUUCCAGGAUCCAGCAGUCCAUAUAUCGUCUCUUUUUCCCGUCUUGUCAAAGGCAGACCUUCGUCCGGGUGGGAGGCCUCAACUUGACUCUUCACGACCACGUCAUUCCACGCCGUGCCACCGAGGUGCCCUCGACACUCGUUUCGUCUCAGGGGAACUGGGAACGCUUACGUGACGGCGGACGCGCGUUCCGUGUCAGACACAGGACUGAGGUGGCUGGCUUCUCCCUUCCUGCGACCCGCCGGCGAAUCAGCCGAGCUUGUUCUUCGCACGAUCAUCAUUCAAGCAUAUCGCUGCGACAGGAUGCUCCUUCCCACCACGCCGGAAGACUAGGGUUCGUGCAUGUUCCAAUUCCCCUGUCUCCAGAGCAGGCGCCAGGAGAUCAAGCCACCACAGGCGGCUCGUACGCGACUAGAUCGCGCUCUGCGGAGGUCUUAUUACCUUACAGGUGCUGUAGGUCGGUAGAACAACAAGUGGAUCAUUUUUUCUUUUUGCUCGUCCUGAUCCUUACUCCAGCGAUGAAUCACGCCAAGAAUCUUCUGGCGAUUGCAAAAAUUUGUUUGGCUACGGUACAGGGGAAAGGUGAGAAAAACGUCACUGGGCUUGGACACUCCAAAGGUGCAUCACAAAAAGGCCCACCGCGGCGUCAGCAUCGCGACGGCGCACUAUCAACAGCAGCACCAGCGAACGCAGCAAACGGAUGUAACCAGAGUACCUUUUCAGAAACAAAAGAAGAUCCCCACAGUGCUCGAAAAGAGGUAGCGGUGCCCAUGGGUGCCGGGGUACGAUACACAGACUACAAGUGGGCAAGUAGACGUUUGGUGUCCACGUCUGGUGGGCAUCAAUGUCGAAAACACUGUUUGAAGGCGCUCCGCCGAUGCAUGCAUCAGGCUAGUGUGACAGAACACGGAACAAUAGUGCUUCUGACACAGCUACCCCUUCAGAGUUUCCUCCACUGGCUGUUUCCUAACCAUGGUACACAAGUGCCUCAUUUUUCUCGCCGGCGGUCUGUCCCGCCAAAACGCGGAGGAAUGCCUCUAACUCUGGCGUUCCAAAGAAGACGAAACUCUGUUGAAGCGGAAGUUCGUGGAACACGGCGCACUGUCGAGGUGGUAGACGCGAGUGGUGAACCAUGUGAUGCUACGUUGAAUACUCAAGGGGUAUCGAGCUGUGGAGAGCAAGCAACCAAUACGGCACCCGAGGGAGGAGAGUCUCAGGAAAUGUUGUCUCUUCAUAGGGACAAUAAUCGCAAGCAGGACCGGUGCGGAAAUACAGCUGCAGAUCCUAAUCCCGUUCGUCUCACAGCUGUUGAACAUAUGCGAGGCGUGGAUCGCAUUGGAUACUUGUGUUGUCUCCUACAGCACUGUAAGGACCCUGACACUGUGUACAGAGUAGCUCGACACCAUCCCGGAAGACACCAACCUCUCCUCAUGCCUGCCGCAUCACAAUGUUCCUUUACAUUUAGGAAGGCAAGAUGA
This is a messenger RNA of Toxoplasma gondii ME49, 2118 nucleotides long. RefSeq lists its product as hypothetical. The transcript has a single exon. The coding region runs from base 1 to 2118 and encodes 705 amino acids. NCBI's taxonomy places the organism in Eukaryota, Apicomplexa, Conoidasida, Eucoccidiorida, Sarcocystidae. The record is from RefSeq and is a predicted model, not a curated record.